Messenger RNA from Ochlerotatus camptorhynchus, 2674 nucleotides. RefSeq names its product tigger transposable element-derived protein 1-like. Lineage: Eukaryota; Metazoa; Arthropoda; Insecta; Diptera; Culicidae. Gene Ontology annotation, molecular function: DNA binding. Bases 918 to 2546 code for a protein of 542 amino acids. The record is from RefSeq and is a predicted model, not a curated record. Gene Ontology annotation, cellular component: nucleus. The transcript has 2 exons.
CGCACCACUCAUCUGCUCCCAACAACGCCAUUACAGCAACAGCUUUAUUAACAUUUAUGGUGAGACGCAUCACCCAGCACAGAGCAGCACACGAUACGAUGCCGCAUUUCUAACGGUUUUACAUGUGUCACAUUAUAACCGUUGGCAUCUGAUGGUCCAUAUGCUGGUAAAGCACCUACUCGAUUUUGUUCAGCGCAAAGCAGCUUCCACUGUCAUUUUAUGCCGCAGUAGGUAAUCAACAGUGGGAUAUUCUCACGCCAAACCAAACUGCCAUCGUAUAAGCUUUGUAAUUAGGCAGCAUCCAAAUGUUGGGUACAUUCCCCAUGGAGAAAUACAUUUUGAACUAGCUGCAUCAGUAAAGCAAACAAACAGCACGUUCCACUGCACGUGUGUCACUUAAUUCGAGCUUGAAAAGUUUAUAAUUUAGUUCAAAUAGAAUCAGCCUGCAAUGGAAACGAGUAUACUGGGAUUAAUUGAAUUAUAAAUUUAACCGGCAAAACUGCGAUAGUGAAAAUCGAACACUUCAAUGCGAAUGAAAUAAUCUAGCAACGCUUGCCACCGGUCUUCAACGGCCGCAUGUGUCAGUUGUUGUUUUUUUCGUCCCGUUUCCUUCCCCCUUCAUCAGCUCCUAACCGGUGGCAACUAUACCAAUUGGUUCAGAUAGCGCGUUCCGACACACACUCAAACAGUACGCGUGUACGUCGAGGUUUCAUACAGCGCAUGCUACCAACACAGCUGAACCGUGCUAUACGAGAGAGGGUCGUUUUUGUUUUCGCUCUCCGUCCGUUCGGCAGUGACGAUCGAUAGGUAGGUGAUGUGCCAGCUUGAAAGCAGUGACGCGUUGGCUCUACGGCUGUGAAAAAAGAGGAAAAUAAAUUUGUGUUUCUGAUUAGAGGAAGAAUAUUCUCGGCAACGAAAUGGAUCUGUUUAAGCCGAACCUUCCAAUAAAAGUGAGACAGCGUCGGUCUUUCUCGUUGGCCGAAAAGAUGACAAUAUUGGACCGCUUAUCAAAGGGUUUAAGUGCAACAAAAAUUGCUCGGGAAUACAACGUCAACGAGUCCACGAUUCGACACAUGCGUAAGCAAGAAGCAACAAUUCGCAUGGCAGCACAUUCUAUGACCUCUAAAAUUGCUUCCGGUUCGAAACGAAAUCGAAAUCUUCAGAUGUCAAAGAUGGAAGCCUGCCUAAACAUAUGGUUGGAUGACAUGCGAGCCAAACGACUGCCUAUUUCACACAUCAAAGUUAAAUCCAAAGCAUUGAAACUGUAUGAACUAAUCGGCAAACACGAACUGUACGAACACAUAGGAUUUUCAGCCAGUAAUGGGUGGUUUGAGAGGUUUAAAAGGAAAUUUGAGCUCUACGAAUUGAGACCACAAGACGACCGUGCCCCAUCUAAUGAAAUUGAGUUCAGAAUCACCACAAAAGGUGCGAUUGCCGAAGGAAACAUUUCUAACGAUCAAAUAUUUACAGUUGACAACACAGUUUUCAGUUGGAAACGUUUGCCUCAGAUGGAGGGUGAAUAUAACGUAACCAUGCUAUUUUGCUGCAAUGCAACUGGAAACUUCAUCACACCACCAGUUCUGUACAGCAACGAAGCAUCCGAACCCACGUCUCGAUCAGUAUUCGUCCAAUUGGACAGACCCGGAUCAAUCAGUACGCAAAAUGUGCGAAAUUGGUUCUAUACUUUCUUCGUACCUAAAGCUGAGAAUUACCUUAGCGAAUCAAACCUAUCGGAUAGAGCUAUUGUACUGCUAGCUCACGACCAAAAUUAUCCCAAAGAUUUAGUACAUCAUUCUUUCGAUAUUGCCGUUUUUCCAGCCGACUGCAAUUCGUCCUGCUUGCCCACAGGUCAAGGUAUUCUCACUCAUUUUAACGCAGUCUAUCUGAAACGGUUGAGCUUAAAAUUGAAGGAUCUUGUGCAGUGUGGUAAAACCUUGCAGGAAGCUUGGGAUCUUUUCUCAAUAGACGAUGCAACGGAAAUUCUUGAAACUAUGAUCACUCAACUUGACUCACGUGCUAUGAGGAAUGGCUGGGCUCGUUUAUUGGACGGCACAGUGGAAGAUCAUUCAAAUGACGAAAUUGUGCAGGAUACAGUCGACAUCCUUCACUCCAUAGGUUUGGAAAGUGUAACGGUUGAAGCUUUGCACAAUCAAAUCACACCUCAGGAAUUAUCGAAUGAAGAAGUUAUUGAAAUUUACUUUCAUCAUCAGAAGGAAUUGGAUCAAUCGAACCUGUUCAGCUUCGGUCAACCACCAUCAGUUGAGAAACUUCCUGCAGAGGAAUAUAUGGAUCCUGAUUUGAGAAAUACACUGCUCAUAGAAAUCAAUCAUCAUAUGUUGGCGCUGAAAAAUGCACAGAAAUUUUUUGAAGAAAAUGACAAAAAUAAAGCACGAUCUGAAGCCAUUACAAAACGACUGAAACAGGUGCACAUAUGGAUGCGAGAGAUGAAAAACGAAGUACAUCCUCCUGACCCUGUGGAAAUAGAUCCCAUCGAUAUCAAAAUUGAACCAGUAGAAUUUUCCGUGGAAAUGAUAGAUAGUGAUUGAAGAUUUGAAAUACAUUUGGUUAGAAACAAAAAAACUGAAUGAUUUUUUUCCUGGAUUGAAAAGAACUUGUAUCACCUGGUCCACUGGUUAUUGACGCGCGUUGUAAAAAAUUACCAUGACACUUGAUA